Messenger RNA from Vombatus ursinus (common wombat), 3403 nucleotides. RefSeq names its product integrin subunit beta 5 (gene ITGB5). The transcript is spliced from 15 exons. The coding region runs from base 281 to 2683 and encodes 800 amino acids. Gene Ontology annotation, biological process: integrin-mediated signaling pathway; cell adhesion mediated by integrin; cell-matrix adhesion. Gene Ontology annotation, cellular component: focal adhesion; integrin complex; cell surface. Gene Ontology annotation, molecular function: integrin binding. The record is from RefSeq and is a predicted model, not a curated record. NCBI's taxonomy places the organism in Eukaryota, Metazoa, Chordata, Mammalia, Diprotodontia, Vombatidae.
CUCGGUCGGGGUUGCGAGUUUGCGGGGUCCCGUGCGGCGGGAAUAAAGCUUCGUCUGCCUGGACUGGUCCUCUGCACUUCGGCUCUGGCAGCCCAGUCCCAAACCCCCAGUCCCAAGAGCAGGCACAGCUCGGCUCUCCAGCUCCGCUGUUGAGAGCGCGUCCGGGUCUCUCACUGUGGUCGGCGUGCCCCCCCAUCCCCCCGCUGGAGCCCUCUCUAACCCAGUCCAGCCGGGCCCCGGGAGCCGGGCACCCCGGGUCGUCCCUGUCGCGCCCCUCACCAUGUUCCGAAGACUGUGGCCUUUUUCUGCCUGCCUCCUGGUGUUCUGCACCCUCCUGCCCCAGAGCCCAGGUCUCAACAUCUGUACAAGUGGGAGUGCUACCUCCUGUGAAGAGUGUCUGCUUAUCAACCCAGAAUGUGCUUGGUGUUCCAAGGAGGAUUUUGGCAACCUGAGGUCAGUCACCUCGCGGUGUGAUCUGAGGGCAAAUCUCCUCCAAAAUGGUUGCGAAGGGGAAAUUGAGAGCCCAGAUAGCAGCAUCAUUGUCCUGAGGAAUCUUCCUCUGAGCACCAAGGGCUCCAGCCCUUCUCAGGCAGAUGUCAUUCAGAUGACACCCCAGAAGAUUGCCAUGAAUCUUCGGCCUGGUGUUAAGACCCCCUUCCGAGUCCAGGUGCGACAGGUGGAGGAUUACCCUGUGGACCUGUACUAUUUGAUGGACCUCUCUCUGUCCAUGAAGGAUGACUUGGACACAAUCCGGAAUCUGGGCACCAAGCUGGCUGAGGAGAUGAGGAAACUCACCAGCAACUUCCGUUUGGGUUUUGGAUCCUUUGUUGACAAAAACAUCUCCCCCUUUUCCUAUACUGCACCAAGAUACCAAACCAACCCAUGCAUUGGUUACAAGUUGUUUCCACACUGCGUCCCGUCCUUUGGCUUCCGCCAUCUGCUGUCUUUAACGGAUAAAGUCGAUAGCUUCAAUGAAGAAGUUAAAAAACAGAGGGUGUCCAGAAACAGAGAUGCUCCUGAAGGAGGCUUUGAUGCAAUUCUCCAGGCAGCUGUAUGCAAGGAGAAGAUUGGUUGGCGGAAGGAAGCUUUGCACUUGCUUGUGUUUACAUCAGAUGACGUGCCACACAUUGCCCUGGAUGGCAAAUUGGGAGGCCUGGUACAGCCGCAUGAUGGCCAAUGCCAUCUGAAUGAGGCCAAUGAAUAUACCGCAUCCAAGCAGAUGGACUAUCCAUCGCUUGCUCUUCUUGGAGAGAAAUUGGCAGAGAACAACAUCCACUUGAUAUUUGCUGUGACAAAGAACCAUUACAUGCUAUACAAGAAUUUUACAGCAUUAAUACCUGGAACUACUGUGGAGAUUCUACAUGCUGACUCCAGAAAUAUCAUCCAGUUGAUUGUUAAUGCAUACAAUAGCAUCAGAUCCAAAGUGGAGCUGUCCGUCUGGGAUAAUCCUGAGGAUCUUGGCCUCACCUUCAUAGCCACCUGCCAAGAUGGUUUGUCCUAUCCAGGUCAGAGGAAAUGCGGAGACCUAAAAAUUGGUGACACAGUAUCAUUUGAGGUGUCCGUAGAAGCCCGAAGUUGCCCUUCCAAAGACACCGAGCACACGUUCACCCUGAGACCAGUUGGCUUCCGGGACACCCUGGAGCUCGUGGUGACCUACAACUGCUUGUGCAGCUGCACCAAUAUGACUGAGCAGGACAGCCCUCGGUGCAGCGGGAAUGGGACUUACACCUGUGGCACCUGCGAGUGCUACCAGGGCCACCUGGGCUCCAGGUGUGAGUGUCAGGAGGGAGAAAACCGGGACCUCUACCAAAAUCUGUGCCGUGAGAUGGAGGGCAAGCCCCUGUGCAGUGGGCGGGGGGAAUGCAGCUGCAACCAGUGCUCCUGCUACGAGAGUGAGUUUGGGAAGAUCUACGGGCCCUUCUGCGAGUGUGACAACUUUUCCUGCGCCAGAAAUAAGGGAGUCCUCUGUUCAGGUCACGGGGAAUGCCACUGUGGGGAGUGCAAAUGCCAUGCUGGCUACAUCGGGGACAACUGUAACUGCUCUACAGAGACCGAAACAUGUCUAUCCAACGAUGGCCAGAUCUGCAGUGGACGAGGGUAUUGCUCGUGUGGGCGGUGCCAUUGCACAAAGCCUGGGGCCUUCGGAGAGAUGUGCGAGAAGUGUCCAACCUGCCCAGACGCCUGCAGCACAAAGAGAGAUUGUGUGGAGUGUAUGUUAUUUAACUCAGGGAGGCUGGCUGACAACCAGACAUGCCAAAAGCAUUGCAGGGAUGAAGUCAUCACCCGGGUGGACUCAAUCACAAAAGAUGACCCGGAAGCUGUCCUGUGUUUCUACAAAACCGCCAAGGACUGCGUCAUGAUGUUCACUUACUCUGAGCUACCCAGUGGCAAGUCCAAACUCAUGGUCCUCAAGGAGCCAGAGUGUGGUUCUGCACCCAGCGCAAUGACAAUCCUGUUGGCAGUGGUGGGCAGUAUUCUUCUGGUUGGCAUCGCCCUCCUUGCCAUUUGGAAGCUACUCGUCACCAUACAUGACCGAAGGGAAUUUGCAAAGUUCCAGAGUGAACGUUCCAGAGCAAGAUACGAAAUGGCUUCCAACCCUCUGUAUAGAAAGCCAAUAUCUACCCACACUGUGGAUUUCACCUUUAACAAGCUCAACAAAUCCUACAAUGGUACCGUGGACUGAUGUCAUUCAUCUGAAGAGGGAUUGGGGGGACUUUUCUUUUCUUUUUUCUUUUUGGAAAAAAUUUCCAAGACUGGAAUGAUGUAGACAAGUGCUUGACUGUAUUACUGCUCCUUAAGUAGGAAUUGAUGAACAAUCCUUUAAAGCGGGCUUGGACAAGAAGCCUUUUGUCUGGGUAGGAAGGGGCACCUGGUUACGCCAUCCUUUGCACAGGCUGGAGCCAGGCCAGACUUGCCACCUACCUACCUGGGCCCAGAAGAGGUAUGUGAAGGGGGAGGAAGGGAAGGGAUGGGGAAUGCUGGAGGGCCUUGGCACCUCCUUGCUUUUUCCAGUUUGCUAAGUGACCUGAACUUCAGAAAAAAACAUGUGACUUGAAGGAAGUCUACCCCGAUAUCUUCCAGGGCAGAAGGGAAGGUUGUUUGGAACCAAUUGUGCGUGACUAUAACCAACAAUGGAGUCAAGAAGUCUGGAUGUCUUAGAGUUGGUCGUUUUUAUAUUAAAAAAAAAAUUCCUGAGCAUUUAUGGUUUUGCCCUGAUGACUCCUCCCUCCCCGUUGGCUGUGCAGCAAUCUUUUUGGUAAAAAUGCUUUGAUUCUUGGCUUCUGUAAGGGAGUAGAAAUCGAAUACUCAAAUCCUCCUCACCCCCUCCACGUUUGGUACUUUGGUGAUGAAAAGGAGGGGAAUGUCUCCAGGUAUUAAAUAUUAAAACCAAAAAGAAAUUGGA